Messenger RNA from Penaeus vannamei (Pacific white shrimp), 2727 nucleotides. The record is from RefSeq and is a predicted model, not a curated record. Lineage: Eukaryota; Metazoa; Arthropoda; Malacostraca; Decapoda; Penaeidae.
AUGCAGGUCACACCCCUGGUCGAAUAUUUUCUCCUGCGAGAAUAUUCCUGCCACAUUCCUCUGGGUAUGUUUGCGGCUUGGUAUGACCUGGAGAGCCGUAAGAUAGAUUUGGAAAUGUUUAAGGCAGAGAAUGAGCGGAUGCGUCUCAUGCAGAGACCUGAUAGGGAACACCAUCCUCAUUUUCGUAUAGAGGAUGCAAUUAAAUUUGUUCCUAAAUUCAAUGAGACAGAGCCUGAGUACUUUUUCAUUCAUUUUGAGCGAGUUGCUGCCUUGCAUGGUUGGCCCGAAGAUAAGUGGGUAUUGCUUGUUCACAGUGCAUUUGUUGGCAGAGCUCAAGAGGUUUCUCAGCUCUGGAUUUGGUACAGUCACAAUCAACUUUUGUGUAAGAAAUGGGUCGAGAGUGAACUUGAUGCACUCGAGUACGAUAAAUUACUCGAGCUCUUUGUACUAGAGGAAGUUAAGAAAAGUAUGCCUGUAAAAGUUCGCUCUCACAUUGACGAACGUGGUCUGCGCACAUUAGCCGAGGUCGAUCUAAUGAGCCUUCAUUCCAGUCUAUCCAGCAUAAUGGUAAGAGGAUGGAGUAUAGUUCCAGGGACUGGACUGCCAGAUACCCACAGGACUGUUCAUACAAAGUCAGAAACAGGUGGUGAUGAGAGUAAGAAGGUUGCUUCUCGCGGAUUUCUUAGUGUCGAUGAGUCGUGUAAGUCGUCUUCCCCAGUCACUAUUCUACGGGACUCGGCUGCAGAUAUAUCAUUGGUACUCAAGGAGAUGGUUCCUAACCCUGACUGCUAUACUGGAGAGAUGAUUAUUAUUAAUGGACUGGUAGGGUCCAAGAGUAUACCCAUAUGUAAAGUCUACCUUGAAUCUAAAUUGAUAACUGGGUACGUAAAUUUAGGUGUUGUUGAUAAUAUACCAAGUGAUGGCAUUUCGCUCCUUAUGGGCAAUGAUCUAGUUGGUGAUAAGGUAUGGCCUUGCCCUGUAGUUUCACCUUGCCCGACAGAGGAGAACAACACCGUAGAUUUAGAGAGGACCGAAGUGCUGGUCGGUUUAACUAAAGCCCAGUGGAGUGAGUUAGCCGCUCAUUAUUGCAUCCCUUUUCGGUCAUCCUUACGGAAGGAUGAAAUUCGUACAUUAGUGACCGAGUAUUUAUUAGAACACAAGGUGUUAAGUGAGGAGGAUUUAGAGCCCUUGUGUCCUCGGGAUGUCACGAUGGCCCGCCAGUAUGACCUGGAGAGCCGUAAGAUAGAUUUGGAAAUGUUUAAGGCAGAGAAUGAGCGGAUGCGUCUCAUGCAGAGACCUGAUAGGGAACACCAUCCUCAUUUUCGUAUAGAGGAUGCAAUUAAAUUUGUUCCUAAAUUCAAUGAGACAGAGCCUGAGUACUUUUUCAUUCAUUUUGAGCGAGUUGCUGCCUUGCUUGGGCCCGAAGAUAAGUGGGUAUUGCUUGUUCACAGUGCAUUUGUUGGCAGAGCUCAAGAGGUUUUCUCAGCUCUGGAUUUGGUACAGUCACAAUGUUAUUAUGUAGUAAAACAAGCUGUUUUAAAUGUUUAUAAAAGGGUACCAGAGGCUUACAGACAAGAUUUCCGUUAUUAUCGUAAAGAUAGCAAACAAACCUUUGUUGAAUUUAUUCGCCAAAAGCAACUUUUGUGUAAGAAAUGGGUCGAGAGUGAACUUGAUGCACUCGAGUACGAUAAAUUACUCGAGCUCUUUGUACUAGAGGAAGUUAAGAAAAGUAUGCCUGUAAAAGUUCGCUCUCACAUUGACGAACGUGGUCUGCGCACAUUAGCCGAGGUCGGCAAAGCCGCCGAUCAUUUCGCUCUCACUAAUCCCAACUACUCUUGCAGAUCUAAUGAGCCUUCAUUCCAGUCUAUCCAGCAUAAUGGUAAGAGGAUGGAGUAUAGUUCCAGGAGGACUGGACUGCCAGAUACCCACAGGACUGUUCAUACAAAGUCAGAAACAGGUGGUGAUGAGAGUAAGAAGGUUGCUUCUCGCGGAUUUCUUAGUGUCGAUGAGUCGUGUAAGUCGUCUUCCCCAGUCACUAUUCUACGGGACUCGGCUGCAGAUAUAUCAUUGGUACUCAAGGAGAUGGUUCCUAACCCUGACUGCUAUACUGGAGAGAUGAUUAUUAUUAAUGGACUGGUAGGGUCCAAGAGUAUACCCAUAUGUAAAGUCUACCUUGAAUCUAAAUUGAUAACUGGGUACGUAAAUUUAGGUGUUGAUAAUAUACCAAGUGAUGGCAUUUCGCUCCUUAUGGGCAAUGAUCUAGUUGGUGAUAAGGUAUGGCCUUGCCCUGUAGUUUCACCUUGCCCGACAGAGGAGAACAACACCGUAGAUUUAGAGAGGGAGUAUCCCGAUCUCUUUCCUGCAUGUGCUGUCACCCGCAGUGCAAGUCGUAUAAUUUCUGCUUCUGAUAAUUCUAAUAUAGUAAAUUUUAAAGACAUGCCAGUUACUAGAGAAAAGCUCAUUGAAGAACAAUAUAAAGAUCCUGAGUUGCAAACAUUUUAUGAUAGGCUUACUGAUACAAGUAACAUAGACAAUUUCAGUACCUGCUAUUAUCUCCAGUCAGGUGUUCUUAUGCGUAAAUAUAAGCCCUAUAAUAUAUCUGCAGACGAUACCAGUAAGAUAGUACAUCAGAUUGUCAUUCCAAAGCCCCUUCGAACUGAUGUAUUGAAUAUUGCACAUGACAUUAGUGUCAUUUGGGAGUCAACAAAUCUUACCAUAAGAUUUUAG